Molecule: messenger RNA, 996 nt
Organism: Arachis ipaensis
Lineage: Eukaryota; Viridiplantae; Streptophyta; Magnoliopsida; Fabales; Fabaceae
Source: RefSeq, a predicted model, not a curated record
AUGGGUGAACUGCAUUAUUUUCUUGGUGUUCAAGUCACUAAAACUGCUGGGGGUGGUCUAAUACUCUCACAAGAGAAGUAUGUCAGAGACCUACUCAAGAAGGCGGAUAUGGAAAAUUGCAAACCAUGUCAGACUCCUUUGCCUUCUUCAGUAAAGUUCUCUGCAUUUGGUGGUUCAGUGUUCAAAAACCCAAAGCUAUAUAGGUCAGUGGUGGGUCGCCUGCAGUACCUAACCAUCACUCGACCAGAAUUAGCCUAUAGUGUUGGCAAGGUGUCUCAGUUCAUGCAAGCACCUUUAGAUGAGCAUUGGAAGCCGGUAAAAGGAUGCUUAGAUAUAGCCUAUAGUGACUCUGAUUGGGAAGGAGAUCCGGAUGACAGAAAAUUCACUGGAGGCUUCUGUGUUUUUCUUGGAGAAAAUCUAAUUUCCUGGAGCUCAAAGAAGCAAGGUGCUGUUGCCAGAUCCAGCACUGAAGCUGAAUAUAGAGCUAUGGCUGAUCUUGUGGCUGAAUUAAUCUGGAUCAAUAGUCUCAUGAUUGAGCUUCGUGCCAAAAUCUCAACACCCCCUUCAAUGUUCUGUGAUAAUCUAAGUACUGUAUUGCUUGCUGCCAACCCAAUUCUGCACUCAAAGUCUAAGCACUUUGAAACUGAUUUGCACUUUGUUCGAGACUAUGUGUCUAAACAGGUAGUUCAAGUUAGUCAUGUCCCUGGUACAGUAAAACUAGCUGAUGUGUUGACAAAGCCCUUGCCAAGUGCUGCGUUUCUAGCAUUCAGGUCUAAGCUAAUGGUAGAAGACUUGAAGAAGCUCAAUGUUGCUGGACUCAAUCAAGAAGAGUCAAGGGAGGAAGCAGUCAAGGAGCAUCCUAAAAACUCAAAAAGGAAUAAUGAAGCAACAACAGAGAGACCAAUCAGCAGGGGUCAUGAUGGAGUUGUUCAGUUAACAAGUUUGAAGCAACAACAGAAAGGCCAAUCAGUAGGGGUGAUGAUAGAGUUGAGUUAG